AUGCACAGAACUAGAGAAAAAAAUGCAAAGUCAAAAUGUGUAAUUUCUAUGGAUGGAAAUACAACUACUAUUACUAACCCAGAAAAUGGCGAUGUAAAAAGUUUUUCCUUUGAUCAUUGCUAUUGGUCACAUGAUGAAUGUACAGAAGAUGAAAAUGGAGUUUUUACUCAAGAUUCUCAAACCUCCAAAUACGCUGAUCAGAAUUUGGUAUUUAAAGAUUUAGGGCAGGGAGUUUUAGAUAAUGCUUGGCAAGGAUAUAAUGCUACUUUAUUUGCGUACGGACAGACAGGAUCAGGAAAGAGUUAUUCUAUGACGGGUUACGGAGCAAACAAAGGAAUCGUACCUAUCACAUGUGGAGAAUUAUUUAAUGCCAUAGAAAAAAACAAGGAUGACAAUAAACAAUUGAGGGUAACAUUUAGUAUGUUGGAGAUAUAUAAUGAACAAAUUCGUGAUUUAUUGGUCAAAGGUCAACAAAAGCAGGGUGGUCUGAAGGUCAGACAAAGUCCAAAAAUUGGUUUCUACGUUGAAGGAUUAAAGCAAGUACCUGUUAGUAAUUAUAGAGAAAUAGAACAAUUAAUGGAACAAGGUGCUAUAAGUAGAACAACAGCAUCAACAAACAUGAACGCCACCAGUAGUAGAUCUCAUAUGGUCAUCACUAUAAAAUUUGAACAGGUUUUUAUGAACACGUCUGGUCAGAGUACAACUAAAAGUAGUGAGAUUAAUCUGGUGGAUUUAGCUGGUAGUGAACGAGCUAAUUCUACAGGUGCUACAGGUGAUAGGUUAAAGGAAGGAGCGGCCAUUAAUCAGAGUUUAUCAACACUGGGUAACGUUAUCAGUGCAUUAGCUGAUAUAGCAGGAGGAAAGAAGAAAGUAUUAAUACCAUAUAGAGAUUCAGUUCUUACUAAAUUAUCACAAUCUGCUCUUGGUGGAAACAGUCGGACUAUAAUGAUCGCUGCACUGAGUCCAGCUGGUAUUAAUUUUGAUGAAACUUUAUCUACAUUAAGAUACGCAGACAGAGCAAAGAAAAUACAGAAUAAUGCUGUUAUAAAUGAAAGUCCAACUGAAAGAUUGAUUCGUGAAUUGAAAGAAGAAAAUGACAGACUUUUAGAAAUGUUGAAGUCGCAUGGUAAAAAGGGCAAUAAUUCAGAAGAGUUAAAAUAUCUAUUGGCUGAAAAUGAAAGACAGAUGGGUAAUCAGUUGUCAUGGGAACAAAGAUUGGAAGAAGCAAGAUCUGAAUGGGAGAAAACAUUUUUAAACACAUCUAAAGAGAAGGCUGACUGGGAACAAUUACCAUAUAUAAUGAAUAUUAAUGAAGAUUCACAGUUAAAUGGUGUUAUUAAACAUUGUUUUGAUAAAGGUAAAACUGUGAUUGGUAAAGAAAAUCAAGAUGGUGUAAAUGUAGCUAUAAAAGGUUUCAGUAUACAAGCUGAACAUGCUGUGGUAUAUAAUGAUGGUAGUAAGAUAUAUAUAGAACCAAGUACAACUCAAUCACUGAUCAACUGUAACGGCGCCAGAAUCAAAACAAAGACACAAUUACAUCAUCUAGACAGGUUAAAGUUUGGUACCACAAGUUUAUUUUUGUUUAUGAGUUUUACAUCAGAAAGAGGACCACAAGACCAGAUAGAUAAAUAUAACUACGAUUAUUUUAUGACCGAGAUAGCAGAGCAUGAAGGUUUAGCUGCAGAACUACAGACGCCAAGAACACACGGUGAUGAAGCUCAAUCAAGUACUACAACAGUGUUUCAUGAAUUUGUUGAUCUAAUGCCUUUAAUUACAGAAGCUAAUGCCAUCAGUGAAGAACUCAAUAAACAUGUAAAAUUUGAAGCAGAAGUAAAAAGUUCAGCAAGUCAUGAAACAACUGCCAAAUCUAAAGAUAAAGAAGUUCUUGUUAAAGUAACCAAUACUCUCACUAGAAAGGUAUGGAUAUGGAGUAAAGGAAAGUUUAUUAAUCGUAAGAAUAUUAUGGAUCAGAUGUAUAGUGAAUGGAGUGAUUCAGGUCAGGUUAAAGUCAGUAAGAAGAAUGAUCCUUUCUGGGAUCCAGUAGAGGACGUCUUUUUAGGAAGCUGUCAUGUUUGGUUACAACCAGUAGCUUAUAGAGUAGAGGUUGAUGAACAUUUUGCCGUACAUAAUUAUCACGGUAAAGAGGAAGCUGUAAUACAUGUACAGAUUGUACCUUGUAACGAGAGAGGUAAACCAAAGAUAGAAGAUGAUAUACUUGUUGAUUCAGAUGAAUUAUUAGGAUGUCCGCUACAUUUUCACAUCAAGUUACCACAGUGUAUGGGUGUCAGAUGGGUGAUGGAGGAUAACUCUCGAGGAGUUUAUUGCAGAGUUGUGCUACCAGAUGAAAAACAUCAAAUUGUAACAGACAGAAUUUGGAACAAAAUUCACUCCGAAUUGGCAUUCUCAAGACAAAUUUCUUAUAAAAAAGUUUCUGCCAAAAUUUUACAGAAUCUUUUAACACAGUCUUUAGUGCUUGAAUUAUGGGGAACACAAGAUAAAACAGAAGUAGAACAUACAGAAGAACAUGUCAGUCGACAUCUUGACGUGGAUAUUAUUUCACCAACAAAUGGUGCUCCAGAUUAUAGUUCCUUACAAAAAGAAAAUAAACAAUUAAAAGAAGAACUGGAAAAAAGUAGAAAAACAGCUCACCAUCAGAAUGGUACAACAAAUGGUCUGGAUGUUGAUUUAGCUAAGAACAUUCAGAUUUUCUUCAAAGAUAUUCGUUCAGUUCAACAUCAAAUACAAAGCAUGAAAGAUAUUGCUGAUGGAGUACAGAAAGAUGGCAAAUAUAAUGGUAACAUGAAGGUCAUCAUUGAAGAUUAUGUCACUUCCUUAGAUACCACUGAUAAACAAUUAUCGACUUGUGUACAGGCCCUAAGAAAAAGUGUCAUGGAUACCAUCAAGAAAAAUAAGUCAAAGUAGACAUAUUAGUGCACUACCAGAGCUUGAAUUCCUCAGACUUCAGGAAGAAUUUUGUAAAGUGUUCCCAUAGACUCAUCUGAGUUCAGGCCUGAUGGAUUGUUUUUAUAAAAAGAAAGUCAAACCUGUGAUAUCUAUUGUCGAUAUUUUAAUUACCAGUACCAGAUUAUUUAGAAAUAUUUUUGGUGGUUAUCAGUAUUUCAAUUUCUAGAAUAAUCAGUAUUUAUUUACUAAAUAAUCAGUAAUAUUUUAUUGUGGUUAUUAUCAGUAUUUCAGUUACUAGAAUAAUCAAUAAUAUUGUUUUUUGGUUAUUAUCGAAGAUCUAAAUUUUAGUUUAGAUGCAAAAAAAGAUCUGUUUUACUGUGAUACAGUAGCUUUAUAUUGUUAUGUAUAAUUGUUAGAGAAACCGUCCAUUAUGUAACUGUGAUAUUAAGCCACAUAUUUUAAAAUCUAGACCCCCCAUAUUGUGGAUAAUUGUAUUAAAACAUCAACAAUCAAGAAAAGACAAAACGAAGCCUGAACCAUACUUAAUCCUAGUACACUUAUUAAACAAAAACUUUGCAGAUCAAUCAUUUCCAUCUUAAGUUAAGGCCUUUUGAAUUUAUGAUUUUUGAUUAAAAAUAAUAGAAACUAUACAUAAAUGACUCAUAUUCUUUACUUAAAAGGGUAAAGCCAGCGGGCAAACUUAAUAAUUUUCAUCAGAUACAUUAAUGUAGACAUGAUAUCAUUUCUUGAAGGAUGUUUGGUUGUUUUUUUUUUUAAUAAAUUUUUCUACUUUGUGGAAUAUUCAGGCACAAUUAAUAAUUUUCAUCAAACAGAUACCGGUACAUUAAAGUAGAAAUGAUAUCAUAUCUUGAAGGAUUGGGGUUUUUUGAAUAAAUUUUUCUAUUUUGUGGAAUAUUCAAUAAUUUCCCUUGAACUGGAUGUGACUGAUUAAAAUCACUAUAGAAUAUGAAAGUUUGUUACUGAUAGAUUAUUUUUAUACUAAAAGUGCAAUAUGUAUAUAAAGAUGUUAUUGUGAUAUACUAGUAUAUAUAUGGUUAUUUGUUUUUUAAAUAUUAGUAUAUUUGGUUAUUUUCUGUCUUCAUUAGCCCAGUCAAGUCUGUGUAGAAAAGUAGGACGUUAAACCCCAUUUCAUAUCAUUUGAUAUUUGGUUAUAUUUUUUUUUAUAUAUAUAUACUACUAUAUAUAUAUGGUUACUGGGGUAUUUAUUUUUAUAAUUUCGUUAAAGGGUAAGGAAAAUCAUCAGUUGAUAUUUCUACAUGUAAAAUAUUAUUUAGUCGCGAUGCACUAUUUUAAGCAAUAGGAAUCACUUCCAAACUACAAUAUUGUGAAAGAUGAAUCUUUAAUAGAAAUAUCCGUCCAAUAAUGCCUCAACCCCAUUCAGUAUUUACAGAGAUAUAUGACACUGAAAUUUCAUCGAUCUACAAUGUUCACUAUGCAGUAAGCCAAGCACAAUUUUGUUGUCCAUGAAAAUUUAAUGAUAGACCUGUCUUAAAUCCGAUUGAAUUUAAGCCAGAACAUUAUCUGGCGUUCGUAUUUUAUUUCAUUUAUGUUAAAUAAUCAAUUAGUGUGCAUGAAGAUGUUAGAAAGUCGAUAUUUUAGUGACAAAUCCCAAAGGUGACAAGGAAAUUCAGACAUUUCCAAGAGUUGAAUCUACAUGUAAAUGUUAUUGUGUAAUUACUGUAUAUUAUAUUUGUAUCAUUUAAAUGUGUUUAUAAUUGUUUGUUAUUGUAUGUUAAAAUAAUAUAUCAUUGUUAUUGUGUAAUUACAGUAUGAUGUAAAUUUGUUUAUAAUUGUUUGUUAUUGUAUAUUAAACUUAUAUAUGAUGUUAUUA
Patella vulgata (common limpet) is the source of this 4756-nucleotide messenger RNA. RefSeq names its product kinesin-like protein KIF28P. Gene Ontology annotation, cellular component: microtubule; kinesin complex. The transcript is spliced from 22 exons. The record is from RefSeq and is a predicted model, not a curated record. Gene Ontology annotation, biological process: cytoskeleton-dependent intracellular transport; microtubule-based movement. Bases 1 to 2922 code for a protein of 973 amino acids. Lineage: Eukaryota; Metazoa; Mollusca; Gastropoda; Patellidae. Gene Ontology annotation, molecular function: microtubule binding; microtubule motor activity; ATP binding.